This is a messenger RNA of Gossypium raimondii (Peruvian cotton), 642 nucleotides long. RefSeq lists its product as uncharacterized. The coding region runs from base 1 to 642 and encodes 213 amino acids. The transcript is spliced from 3 exons. The record is from RefSeq and is a predicted model, not a curated record. Lineage: Eukaryota; Viridiplantae; Streptophyta; Magnoliopsida; Malvales; Malvaceae.
AUGGAUCUAUUGGCAGAUCAUGUUGGGCAACCAACAGCUUCAUGGAAAGAAAAUUUAGUAGGUUCUUCUUCUAACAUUGGUGGGGAAGAUCUAAAGGUGAAGGAGGAUUUUGAGGUGUUGGAAGGGGACAUUCAAAAAUCCAUUAUUAAUGGUAUUCAAUGUACUAUUAUACAGGAUAUGAAAAAAACUGUGAUUUUGAAGCUCCUGGGGUGUAAUAUUGGUUUCUCGAUUCUACAAAAUAGAAUCUACAGCUUAUGGAAGCCAUCGUUGACAGUCCAUCUGAUGGAUAUCGAGAAUGGUUUCUUUUUGGCCAAAUUUGUGAACAAAAUUGACUACGAAAAGGUCCUCUUAGAAGGUUACAUGUACAAGUGCAAGAUAUUAGUGGAAAUAGGGGGAUUGGUGGGCAAGGUCACAAAGUUAGAUAUGAAUACGAAUAACAAAGAGAGAGGUAGAUUUGCACGUAUGGAUGUAUAUGUUACUUUGGACAGACCACUAGUGUCCCAAGUUUUAAUCAAUGGUAAAAUACAGAGAGCCGAGUAUGAAUUUUUACUGAAGGUAGUGGUGAGCAUGAUUGUUGAAGAAACGAGUGAGAAUGGUGGAUCUUAUGGGCCUUGGAUGCAUGUUAAGGAGAGAUCACAGUGA